AUGGGAUCUCAACAGGAUAUUAAUUCCCAAACUAAAAAAGUAAUUUAUAGUGUUUACAAUUACUUAAAAGUAUUGGCUACCGACCAAAAUUUUCCCGAAUUUGCUUAUUUUUUCCGUAAAACUCGUGAAAUAACUGCCGAAGCAUGUGGUGUUAGCCUUUGUAGUGUCCAGCGAAUUUGUUCAGAAGGAAAAAAAAUAGAAAGAGAUGACAGACCCUUGACUUCAUUCAAAUCGCCAAGAAAAAAUUGUAAACGGGUAAAGUAUACUAAUAAUUUAGAUAGUUUUGACAACGACGUUAUAAGGAGAACCGUUCAUAGUUUUUACGACAAUUGUCAAUUUCCUACGACCUUAAAAAUGUUGGCAGCAAUGCGUGAAAAAAUCAACUAUCCGGGUUCAAGAACGUCCAUGCAAACCCUUUUAAAAAAUUUAGGUUUUAAAUUCAAAAGAUGUAAUGAUGGACGUAAAUUUUUAAUGGAGCGGAAUGACAUUGUUACUGCUCGAGUAAAAUUUUUAAGAAAAAUGAACGAGUUUCGACGUAAUAACGAUUCAAGGCCAGUUGUUUACUUAGAUGAGACAUGGGUAAACCAAAACCAAACCCGUGGGUACAUUUGGAAAAAUUCAGACAAUACUGAAGAACUCGAGGUACCAACAGGGAAGGGCGGCACGCUCAUUGUGUGCUAUGCCGGGUCACCGUCAUUUGGUUAUGUCAACAAUUCCAAACUGGUAUUUUGGUGCAACUCUGGUAGUUCGGCAGACUACCACUCACAGAUGAACGCCACAGUGUUUGAACAAUGGUUCAUUGAUAUGUUAGGUAAUUUGGAAGAACCGUGUAUUAUAGUAAUGGACAAUGCCUCAUAUCAUUCAACGUUAAAUGAAGAUUACCUUAAGAGUAAUACUAAAAAGGCAGAUGUUCAAAAAUGGCUCCAAAACAAGUCAAUACCAUUUACUCUUAAAGAAACAUUGUGCGAAUUACGAGAAAAAGUAAAACUAUCGAUGCCAAAAGAAAAAAAAUAUAAAUUAGACGAGAUAGCUUUACAAAUGGGUCAUGAAGUGGUGAGACUGCCACCAUAUCACUGCCAGUAUAACCCUAUUGAAACGAUUUUUGCACAAGUUAAGGGAGAAGUCACUGAAAAACAUCAUUCGUCCAAAAUUGCAGAUGUUGAAAUGUUGGUCAAUAAUGCCUUAGAUGGCGUGACAAAAAAAAAUUGGGAAAAAUGCGGUGAACAUUGUAUAAGAGUUCAAGACGAAGACCUGGUGAAGGAAAGGCUAAGGGACGAAAUUUUGGAACCCAUCAUUCUUACCGUAAAUCACGACGACAGCUCAACUGACGAUGAUGACGACGAUGACUACUAA
This is a messenger RNA of Aphis gossypii (cotton aphid), 1353 nucleotides long. RefSeq lists its product as uncharacterized. The record is from RefSeq and is a predicted model, not a curated record. NCBI's taxonomy places the organism in Eukaryota, Metazoa, Arthropoda, Insecta, Hemiptera, Aphididae. The coding region runs from base 1 to 1353 and encodes 450 amino acids. The transcript has a single exon. Gene Ontology annotation, molecular function: nucleic acid binding.